Ilyonectria robusta is the source of this 333-nucleotide messenger RNA. RefSeq lists its product as uncharacterized. Bases 1 to 333 code for a protein of 110 amino acids. NCBI's taxonomy places the organism in Eukaryota, Fungi, Ascomycota, Sordariomycetes, Hypocreales, Nectriaceae. The transcript is spliced from 2 exons. The record is from RefSeq and is a predicted model, not a curated record.
AUGUUCAUCACAAGCCUCUAUAAAGACCUCGAGGAGGAUCAGGGAGUAUUUAUUGUUGGAUUUGCCGACGAUACAACCCUACUUGCCUUCGGGACCUUGGCGGCAGAGACACGGGUGCGACUCGAAGCUGCAUGGGAAAUCUGCGCCAACUGGGCCCGAAUCACCUUUAAGCAGGACAAAGCCAAACCUUGGGAGAGGGGGCGGCCUAGGCCUAGCGGAGUCUGCUUAGUCAAGCCCCCGGGCCCCUGGUCAAAGACACACGAGCCCAGAUCCGUCGGAGGAAUCGACCCUAUCGCAGUGGGCUCCAAGCCGAUGGUCCGAGGGCCGAAAUAA